Messenger RNA from Oncorhynchus keta (chum salmon), 11313 nucleotides. Its product is annotated as voltage-dependent P/Q-type calcium channel subunit alpha-1A-like. The transcript has 47 exons. Gene Ontology annotation, cellular component: neuronal cell body; membrane; voltage-gated calcium channel complex. The record is from RefSeq and is a predicted model, not a curated record. Gene Ontology annotation, molecular function: high voltage-gated calcium channel activity. Gene Ontology annotation, biological process: chemical synaptic transmission; calcium ion import across plasma membrane. The coding region runs from base 270 to 7223 and encodes 2317 amino acids. NCBI's taxonomy places the organism in Eukaryota, Metazoa, Chordata, Actinopteri, Salmoniformes, Salmonidae.
UCCAUCUGUCCUCUCCUCCCUGGUUUCUUCCUUGACUGUACUCUCUCACUCCGUUUGAGUGGUUGAUCCUGGCCACCAUCUGUGCCAACUGUAUUGUCCUGGCUCUGGAGCAACAUCUGCCUGAUGGAGACAAGACUCCUCUGUCUGAACGCCUGGAUGACACUGAGCCCUACUUCAUAGGGAUCUUCUGUUUUGAGUCAGGCAUUAAGAUCCUGGCUCUAGGAUUUGCCUUCCAUAAGAACUCCUACAUAAGGAACGGAUGGAAUGCCAUGGACUUCGUAGUAGUAUGCACAGGGAUUCUGUCUACAGUGGGAUCGGACUUCGAUUUGCGGACUCUGAGAGCGGUCCGUGUGCUGAGACCCCUCAAACUGGUGUCUGGGAUACCCAGCCUCCAGGUGGUCCUCAAGUCCAUCAUGAAGGCUAUGAUUCCACUGCUGCAGAUCGGCCUGUUGCUAUUCUUCGCCAUCCUCAUGUUCGCUAUCAUCGGCCUGGAGUUCUACAUGGGCAAAUUCCAUACUACCUGCUUCGACAUUCACACAGAUGAGAUUCGUGAGGAAGUUCCGUGUGGGACCGAAGCCCCGUCGAGACUAUGUCCAAACGGGACCACGUGUCGAAAGUAUUGGCUGGGUCCUAACUACGGCAUCACCCAGUUUGACAACAUCCUGUUUGCCGUGUUAACAGUCUUCCAAUGUAUUACCAUGGAGGGAUGGACUGACCUGCUCUACUAUAGCAAUGAUGCCUCAGGGAGCGCGUGGAACUGGAUGUACUUCAUUCCCCUCAUCAUCAUCGGCUCUUUCUUCAUGUUGAACCUGGUCCUGGGUGUACUGUCUGGGGAGUUUGCCAAAGAGAGAGAGCGAGUGGAGAACAGGAGUGAGUUUCUAAAGCUGAGGAGACAGCAGCAGAUAGAGAGAGAGCUCAAUGGAUACCUGGAAUGGAUUUGUAAAGCAGAAGAAGUGAUCUUAGCAGACGAUGAAGACCCUGAUGCCUUUGACGGCACCCGCAGGAGACCCACCAUCAAAAACCACAAGAACAAAACAGAUCUCCUUAACCCAGAGGAUGGGAAUGGAGACCUGGCAGUGGGUUCUCCAUUUGCGCGGGCCAGUCUGAAGAGUUCAAAGCUGGAGGGCUCUAACUUCCAUAAGAGGGAGCGUCGUCUGCGUUUUUUCAUCCGACGCAUUGUGAAGACCCCGUAUUUCUACUGGAGUGUACUGUGUCUGGUGGGACUUAACACCAUGUGUGUGGCUGUAGUACACUACGACCAGCCUGAACCACUCUCAGACUUCCUCUACUUUGCAGAGUUCGUCUUCUUGAGUAUCUUCAUGUCUGAGAUGGGUAUAAAGAUUUAUGGACUGGGGUCACAGCCUUACUUUCACUCCUCCUUUAACUGCUUUGACUGCAUUGUAAUAUGUGGCAGCAUAUUCGAGGUGCUGUGGGGUUUUAUCCAGCCUGGGACAUCCUUUGGUAUCAGUGUAUUACGAGCUCUAAGGUUACUGAGAAUCUUCAAAGUCACCAAGUACUGGGCGUCUUUGAGGAACCUGGUUGUAUCUCUGCUCAACUCCAUGAAAUCCAUUAUAAGCCUGCUCUUCCUCCUCUUCCUCUUUAUCGUCGUCUUCGCUCUGUUGGGCAUGCAACUCUUCGGAGGACAGUUUAAUUUUGAAUCUGGCACUCCUCCAACCAACUUUGAUACUUUCCCUGCAGCAAUAAUGACUGUGUUCCAGAUCCUGACUGGAGAAGACUGGAACAUGGUCAUGUAUGAUGGAAUAGAAUCUCAGGGAGGAGUCAACAACGGGAUGGUCUUCUCAGUCUUCUUCAUCGUGCUCACACUUUUCGGCAACUACACUCUGCUGAAUGUGUUCUUGGCCAUUGCUGUGGACAAUCUGGCCAACGCACAGGAACUCACUAAGGAAGAGGAAGCCGCUUCCAAGAAAAAUGUUUUGCAAAAAGCCAAGGAGGUGGCCGAAGUCAGCCCUCAGUCUGCAGCCAACCUGUCCAUAGCGGCCGAGAAAGUAAACAGCACAGGUCACAACGCUUCCGACCCCUUUCUGGACUGUAAGGAGCAGCAGAAGAACAAUAAGGGUGGUAAUAAGUCUGUGUGGGAACAGAGGACCAAGGAGCUGAGGAAACAGACUCUAAUGACCAGCAGAGAGGCCCUCUACAACGAACUGGACCCAGAGGACCGCUGGAAGGUGAACUACUCCCGCCACAUCCGUCCUGACAUGAAGACCCAUACAGACCGCCCUCUAGUGGUGGACCCCCAGGAGAACCGCAACAACAACACCAACAAGACCACCAAAGAGCCUGACCCCCGCCUCAGCCAGCAGCACGCUGACGAGCUGGUCCGCAAGCAGACACACGUCCACGAGAGAGGAGGUGGGGGAGGAGGAGGUGGGGGCUCAGGGUCUGGUUCAGGCCCUGGAAGGCCUUACGAUAGGGCAGACUCUACGGACAGCCGCAGGAGCCGUAAGGAGAGCAAGGAGCACCCGGAGCUCCAACACCAUCACUCCUCCCAUACCCGCCUAGAUGCAACGAUGCUGGGACAGAGUGGAGAGGAGAGGCCCCAGAGAAGGCACCACCACCCACGGGGCCAGGUGGGCUCAUCGGAGCACAGGAAACCCCGCCAGCACCGCAUGCCCCCAGAGGACGAAGAGGGGGGAGGUGGAGGUGGAGGAGGGGAAAGGCGACACAAGAGCAGGGGGACAGAAGGAGAAGGCGAGGGGGAGCAAGAAGGGGGUGAUGGAGGUGAGAGGAGGCAGAGACGGCAUCGCCAUGGCACUCAGUCAGGGUGUGAUGGUGAGGGGAAGAGGACGCGGCAACACCGCAGGAAGGAUGGUCCCAACCUGUCCACCACACGGCCCAUCCAGAAGAGCCUCUGUAGACAGGACAGCCAGUACAGCGAGGACAUGGAUAAUGUCAUGAACAGUAAAUUGGCCACCAGCCAGCCCCAGCUACCCCCAGGCUCCACCCAGCAGCCUUGCCCAGCCUCGGGUCUCCCCAGCUCAGCCAACCACAAUAAUCCAGGCCCAGGCUUCGGCCCUGCAGGCCUCAACACUCACCUGACCAACAGCAGCUCCCACCUGGGCCUAGAUGGAAGCCUGGUUCCUGCAUACGGAAGUAGCACCCGGAUACCGGACCACACGGCAGUAGACAUACCACCCAUGUUUCCUUCCCACAACGCCAUAUUGCAGGUCAAUAAGAAUGCUAACACGGAGCCUCUGCCUAAGAAGGAGGAUAAGGAGGAUGAUGAUGAUGACAAGGGUGAUGAAGAUGGACCCAAACCAAUGCCUCCCUAUAGCUCCAUGUUCAUCCUCUCUACCACCAACCCGUUCCGGAGACUAUGCCACUACAUUGUGACUCUGAAAUUCUUUGAGUUUGGUAUCCUGUCUACCAUCGCUAUGAGCAGUAUCGCCUUGGCAGCAGAAGACCCCGUCUGGCCAGAAUCACCUCGCAACAAUGUUCUGCGCUACUUUGACUAUGUGUUUACGGGAGUGUUCACCUUUGAGAUGUUGAUUAAGAUGGUGGAUCUGGGCCUGGUGUUGCACCAGGGCUCCUAUUUCCGUGACCUGUGGAACAUCCUGGACUUUAUAGUGGUUAGUGGUGCUCUGGUGGCCUUCGCCUUCACGGGAAGCAGUAAGGGGAAAGACAUCAGCACAAUCAAGUCUCUGAGGGUUCUGAGAGUGUUGCGACCUCUGAAGACUAUCAAGCGUCUUCCAAAGCUCAAGGCUGUGUUUGACUGUGUGGUCAACUCCCUGAAGAACGUCCUGAACAUCCUCAUCGUCUACAUGCUCUUCAUGUUUAUUUUUGCUGUGGUGGCCGUGCAGCUGUUCAAAGGAAGAUUCUUCUACUGCACUGACGAGUCCAAAGAGUUUGAACGCGAUUGCAGGGGCGAAUAUCUAGUCUAUGAGCGGAAUAAUGAAGUGAAGGCGCAGAAGCGGGAGUGGAAGAAGUACGAUUUCCACUACGACAACGUGCUUUGGGCCCUGCUCACCCUCUUCACCGUGUCUACCGGAGAGGGGUGGCCGCAGGUGCUGAAACAUUCAGUGGAUGCGACCUAUGAGAAUCAGGGCCCGAGCCCGGGGUACCGGAUGGAGAUGUCCAUCUUUUACGUGGUGUACUUCGUGGUCUUCCCCUUCUUCUUCGUCAAUAUCUUCGUAGCUCUCAUCAUCAUCACUUUCCAGGAGCAAGGAGACAAGAUGAUGGAGGAUUACAGUUUAGAGAAAAACGAGAGAGGCUGCAUAGACUUCGCCAUUAAUGCCAAACCGUUGACGAGACACAUGCCUAAGAACAAGCAAAGCUUCCAGUACCGCAUGUGGGAGUUUGUGGUGUCGCCGCCAUUCGAGUAUACAAUCAUGGCUAUGAUCGCGCUCAAUACUAUCGUACUGAUGAUGAAGUAUGACGGAGCCUCUCCGGCCUACGAGGCUGUGCUGGCCAACCUGAACAUCGUGUUCACCUCGCUCUUCUCCAUGGAGUGUGUGCUCAAGAUCAUCGCCUUUGGAGUGCUGAAUUACUUCAAAGAUGCCUGGAACAUUUUUGACUGUGUGACAGUCCUGGGCAGCAUUACAGAUAUUUUAGUGACUGAGCUCGGGAAUAACUUCAUCAACUUGAGUUUCCUGAGACUGUUCAGGGCUGCCAGGCUCAUCAAACUGCUCCGGCAGGGAGAGACCAUCCGCAUCCUGCUCUGGACCUUUGUUCAAUCCUUCAAGGCGCUGCCGUACGUGUGCCUGCUUAUCGGCAUGCUGUUCUUCAUCUAUGCCAUCAUCGGGAUGCAGCUGUUUGGGAACAUAGGGAUGGAGGAGGAGGAGGGGAGCGCCAUCAACGAACACAACAACUUCAGGACUUUCUUCCAAGCUCUCAUGCUGCUCUUCAGGAGUGCCACGGGCGAGGCGUGGCAUGACAUCAUGCUGUCGUGUCUUGGAGGGAAGCUCUGUGAUCCUCUGGCAGGGAACACUGAACCAGAGUGUGGCAGCCAGUUUGCCUACCUCUACUUUGUGUCCUUCAUCUUCUUCUGCUCCUUCCUGAUGCUGAAUCUGUUCGUGGCUGUCAUCAUGGACAACUUUGAGUACCUGACCAGAGACUCCUCCAUCCUCGGCCCACAUCAUCUAGACGAGUAUGUCAGGAUAUGGGCUGAAUAUGACCAAGCAGCUUGCGGUCGCAUUCAUUAUAAGGAUAUGUACAGUUUAUUGCGAGUUAUCGACCCGCCUCUUGGCUUAGGAAAGAAAUGCCCCCAUAGAGUGGCCUGCAAGAGGCUGCUGCGGAUGGACCUCCCGGUCGCCGACGACAACUCAGUCCACUUCAACUCCACCCUGAUGGCCCUGAUCCGCACGGCCCUGGACAUCAAGAUCGCCAAGGGUACGGAAGGAGGUGUGGACAAACACCAGAUGGAUGCAGAGCUGAGGAAAGAGAUGAUGGCGAUUUGGCCCAAUCUCUCCCAGAAGACCCUUGACCUCUUAGUCACGCCACAUAAGUCAGCAACAGACCUGACGGUGGGGAAGAUCUACGCUGCCAUGAUGAUCAUGGAGUACUACAGGCAGAGCAAGGCCAAGCGCUCUCAGGCGCGGCUAGAGGCGGAGCAGAAUCGAACGACAUUACUGUUUCAGCGUGUGGAGCCGCCCUCCCCCAUCCAGGACGGGCCUCUCAGCCUCCCUCCUACCCAACCGGCAGAUCCCAUCAACAGCCUACCGGUGGAGGGGGGGGUUCCAGAGAGCCAGUCGUGGGUGACAGUGCGGGCUCAGGAGAUGUCCCAGAGAGUAGGCAGCUGGAGUCCUGAGGGACAGCACUCUGAGGAUGGCCUGGACAGCAGGCAUAACUCGCAGACGGUAGAGAUGAGAGAGAUGGGGCGUGACGGUUACUCGGAUACCGAGCGCUUUCAGCCAAUAGAAGGCCACGGAAGGGCCGCUUCCAUGCCACGCCUUCCAGGCGACAACCAAACUAUAACAGAUAAUAGUCCUAUGAAGCGCUCGGCCUCCUCCCUUGGUCACAGUCGAUCUGGGAGGGGCCAGAGGGAAAGGGGUGGGGCCGAUGAUUAUGCAAUGGAGUAUGUGAUCCCCGAGGAGGGUGGAGCACCGAGGCACAGCCACCGACGCCGCGACCGAAGCCACCGGGCCUCUGAGCGGUCACUGUGUCGAUAUACAGACGCAGAUACAGGACUGGGCACAGACUUGAGCACCACCACUCAGUCAGGUGACCUGCCACCCAAGGAGAAGGACCGUGACCGCGACAGAGACCGCAGUAGGCAGAAAGACCGCAAACACCACCACCAUCACCACCACCAUCACAGCGGCUCUGUGGACAAGGAGCGCUACACACCAGACCGCGCCGACCGGGGGGGAGAGCACGGUGGUCACAGACAGCCCCGAGGAGACAGAGACCACGACCGGGAUAGGGAGCACGACCGUCGCUGGUCACGGUCACCCAGCGAGGGCAGAGAGUGCAUGACACACAGACAGGGCAGUAGUUCGGUGAGCGAAAGUCCCGCUCCCUCUACCUCGGGGACCAGUACCCCGAGACGAGGCCGUCGGCAACUCCCUCAGACCCCGGCAACGCCCCGCCCACACGUCACCUACUCUCCUGUUGUCCGUAAAGCCAUGGCCACACUUCCCGGAGCCCAGGCCCUGGGGCGCAAUUCCGCCCCCGCACCUCACCGCUUCUCCCCUGAGCCCCCCCAAGGACCUCCCCCGCCCCACCAUGGCUCACCCAACCAAGCCUGCCACCCCCCUCCCCGCUGGGGGGAUGGGGGAGGAGGAGGAGGAGAGAGUGGGUCGCUGGAGGGCGACGGCUGCUUCUACAACCAGGACUACCAGGAUUACGAACGUGAGCACCACAAACCGCCUCCCUACGAGCAGAGCCCCACACAGGGCAACCCUCACAAACCUCACCCCCUCAACCACCCUACUCUCCCCGUGCUAAACCAUCCCCCAACCCCACAGCAGCAGCACCCUAUCAACCCGCACCCAAACAACCCCCACCCCAACAACCCCCACUCCCGCACCUCGCCCAGGACUUCCCGCCACGCGCCCCCACCCAACACCACCCCCACCCCCCAAGGGCAGCAGCCACCCCCCACUCGACGUCUCCCCAACGGGUACCGCGCCUCUUCCCCCUCCUCGCAACACCACCACGGCCCCACCCACCCCGGGCCCCACAAGGUCCCCCCUCCCCAGCCUAGAGGGCCCCGCACUAAAGACCUGCACGAACCCUACAACAACACGGAUGAUAACAGGUGCUAGCCUCUGGAGACUAUGGAGGGAGGGAGGGAGGGCUCAACCACACUGUCUGAGUUAUCAGUCCCUACCUCCCAGCCCAGGAAAACACACAGCCAGAGCACUGAUCACCAUGAGACAGGGGAAACCAAGGCAUGAUUCUUUCUUUCCUUAUUUCCAUUUGUUUUUAUUUUCGUUUCUUCUGCUGCUCAGUGUUUCCCGGGGAUGGAGGGAGUGAGGAAGGGGUAGUUAGAAUAAAGGGAUGAGGAGGAGGACCACUGAAGGAUGAGUGGAAAUUAAUGAACAGGGUAUGGAGUACAAACCAAUUCCUUCUCCAAAAACUAUGGAACCCAGCUCAUCAGAUGCAAGGAGUUUUUCAAAAUGGAUGAUUUCAAAAUGGAUGAUACGGGGACGGAUGCUUUUCUCAACGUAUCAUGAUGCUACGCCUCUGGAAACAAUAUUAAAAACCGCCACAACGACCAAGACGUCAUCACGUAAUCAACGCAAGAAACUAUGACAUUGCGGAGAACUAAGUGGAGUUGCGUUAGUUGCAAAAACCAACCACGACCCUCGAUGAUGGGGAGAUAUUGAUGAGUUUUAUCAUCUGUGUUUACUGUUAAUAAUGACAUCAGUGAUGAUGAGCCUUCCACCUGAGUGCGGUGGGGGGAGUGGGGGACACACCGGGACACACACCCUAACUCUGAACGAGAGAGGGGGUAAUGUAGGUGGAAUCUAUCCAUUCCAACCCCCCAACCCCCCCAAAAAGAUUCCGCCCCAACCGAGUCGAGAAGAAACAUAAAAAAGUGGAUGGUGAACAUAAAAAAAAGAAACUUAAAAACAAACAUUUUCUUCAGUAUUUCUUCUUCUACUCCUGCGGCUGCUACUUUUCCCCCUUCCUCUUCCUCUUCUUCUUCUUCUUCGAAACAUUGAAGCUUGAUUCUUCUGUUGCACCCGCACAGCUUCGUUGGAACUUGCAGAGUUUAAAAACCUGUGGAAUCCUGCAUGAUUGAUACAAAAAAAUGAUAACAAAGAGAAACUACUGUAAUGUGGGGGAAACUAUCCCUGGGUCCUUUCUAUAUUAGUCUGUGGGGUUCUCUCUUUUUCCUGUAAAUCCCUUUGUUUCUCUCUCUUUACCCUGAGGCAUCCCUCUCUCUCUCUCUCUCUCUCUCUCUCUCUCUUCCUGUGCUGGAGGUAUAAUCAGAAUAGUUAGGAUGGAUGGAGAGAUGAGGCGAUGAGGAAGAGAAGCACAAGGUCCAAGCCUUUUUUAUGCGGAGGGACAGGAUGAUCUAUUUCCCACUUUGUUCUUAUUGAAAUGCUCUGUGCCAAAUUAUAACUGUUGAUGUGGCUGAGAUUUGCACAAUCAUUUUCAAGGAAGUAGAUAUUUUGUUACAAGGCCAAGUUUUAUUUCAUGGGAGGAAAGAAGGCAGGAAAGUAUGAAAACACAGACCCCACAUAUUAUUGGUUCAUAUUAAAAGGGAGUUGAAACUGGGGGAGGAAGUUACAAGCCCGCUCCAUGGUCCUCAUUGGCUCUUCAUCUGCUGACACAUAGCCUCGUUCAAACCAGAGAUAUGUCUCUAGUCUUCCAGGGUUUGUGUUUGAAAGAGCGAUGAAAAGAGAGAGAGAGAAAGAAAGGCCGAUGAAAGGAGGGAACCUCUUCACCUUUCGUUUAUUUGUUAUUAAUAGUGAUAAUGGUUCUAUAGAUGCUGAUAACAAUACUAUUGAUGAUUAUGAUAAUGAUGAUGAUGAUAAUAAUAACGAUGAUAAUAAUGGUGAUGAUGAUGAUGUUCAUGCUUGUGAGACAGAAUUAUUUUAUUCUUGUAUUUGUGUUUGUUACUUUCGAGUCGGUUGUGCUCAGCGCGUCACCAUCUUUGUUUAGUGAGACGUUCUGUCUGGUUGGUGGUCCACUGGUCCGGCUGGUGGGCGGAGCUUUGUCAGAGAGGUGCAUUGUGGGAACAGAAGUAAUCAUAGGAAUGACUCUGAUACAGUGUAAUACGGUGGGGAAGGGAAAAGGAACUUAAAAAGGAACUUAAAAAAACAAAACAAUGUCAAACGUCAUACCGGAAAUCAUGUAUCUGACAUGCAUUGGACAGUUGUUUACAUAUAUUAAUCAUGUGAGUAAAUAUAGGGCAGCUAAAUGGUCUACUAAAGUAGACCAGAUAAAGCAGUAAUGAGACAGAGCUCCUCUGCCAGUUUGGCCCUCUAGGUGGCACUGUAUGCAAUACAUUGCAUCCCUGUCCUAUUGCAUCAUUGUAUCACCCCUUCUAUUUUGACCGUCGGAUUCCAAUGUUUUCGUAUCUGUCUUUAAACUGGGAGCAUACGGUUUAAGUGUUGUCUGUCACUGGUGGAUCACCUCCUUUGUGUUCAGGACAUGUAACACAGCCAAUCACAAAUGCACAGGACAUGUAUCACAGCCAAUGAAAAUGCAUGGGAGAAACAAUGACUGGGUCUUUUCUGCCAAACCUCUGUGUCCUGUUUCACCCUAUUCUCUUUUUGUGUGUCUUUGUGCGCCUCAACCUAACAUCCAUCCUAAUACCCACCACUGUCCCGUACAGUGUCUCUCUCACAGUUGCCGGACUUUGAGGAUUGCCAUAGUGAACCAUUCAUUUAUUAGAAUUAUGUCAUUAUUAUUAUUAUUAUUACACCCCAUGUCAAAACCAUUAGCGUCAGGUAACAGUGUUUGUUCAUGGCUGCCAUAGAUAUAGUGCAGUUAGAUCUGCACAAAUCUGGAUUCCGAUGUACUGUAAAGACAUAUCCCAUGAUUCUAUGUACGACACUUUGACCAGGAAGUGCACAGGCACAUUGCCUUUACAGUAUUCAUCUAACGUAGGAAUGUCAUAGAUGUGUAUAAGUCACAUCACAACACUGAUAAGAUAGGAAUACACAGAUACACACUCAGUAUGUAGCUCUUGGCUGUAGCAAGUAUGCGUGUACGUGUGUAUGGCGUGUGUGUGUUUGCAUGUGUGUCUGUGUAUGAAUGCGUUCUUUUAUAGCAGAAUGUGUGUGUACAUUCAAUGUGUGUGUGUACAUCAAUAGCUAGCUGUUUUUGUUGGAUAUUUCAUUUCAUUUGUUUAUUUGCUUUGAAUAUUUUGUGAUGAGAUUUGAGUUGUGUGUGUGUGUGUGUGUGUGUGUGUGUGUGUGUGUGUGUGUGUGUGUGUGUGUGUGUGUGUGUGUGUGUGUGUGUGUGUGUGUGUGUGUGUGUGUGUGUGUGUGUGUGUGUGUGUGUGUGUGUGUGUGUGAGCCUGUGUUUGUGAGCGAGUGUCAGAAUGUUUGUGUGUCUGUGUGCAAGAUGAAAUAAGAUGUCAAUCACCCUACAAUUGAAACUAUGAGGCCCUAACAUUCAUUGUCAAUCAUUGUGUCCUGUACUGACCAACCAUCCACUAACAACACAUAUUCUAAAUAACCCCACUGUUACUUCAAAAAGCAAUGUAUGAGCUGCUAUGGAAAACAUAGAAAUAAAAGCAUUUUAAGUACCAAAAAAAUACCAAAAUAAGGGAAAAUAUCUACUUCCAGAACUGCAUGUGCUAUGUGCAUGCCACACCGUGGGUGAACAGUCAUCUUCAGGAAUCAAAAAAUAAGAAUAUGAAUAAAAUAAAAAUAAAAAUAUAUGAAUAUAGAUAGAUGUUUUUACUAAGCAACAUGUUCUUUUUUCCUUCUAUUUUUGAGAACAAAAAAGGUUUAAAAAAUCAAUUAAAAAAAAUGUUAAAAGAGUGACAUGAUGACUUUGGUGAGAAUCAAAGUUGGUUUGUUUAAUUAUGUUGCCAGCUGUUAACUGUAAACAUGGAGGUGAGACACUACACAACCAUGUUCAGGACACUACAAAAAAAGAAAAGUCCUGUUUUAAAGAAUAGAAUCAAAUUAAAAGAGAUGGGGAUAUCCCUGCCUACUUUUGGGUGGGGCCAGGAGCCAGCCAAAUCUGAUGAUGUAACCCUUAAAACUGGCUGUGGGAUCUUUUAUCUCUCCCUCACUCCCUCUCUAUUUCUCUCUCACUCUUGUCUCUCUCACUCUUAUCUCUCACACUCUCAACUCUCAACCAAUCUCACCGCUAUUUCUACCCGUGCAUUUUGUAAUUCCAGACAGAAUUCUUCCUAAUGAAUAAAAACCAGAGAGAUGCACACUG